AUGGCUUCGUCGUCAAAAAUAGACGAAAAGUCGAUACCCGUCUAUGAGACUAGGGAUGAAGAUGACAUCGGUGACGUCGUGUCCGUCAGUCACCUUCAUCGUACCCUCAAUCAUCGUCAGAUCCAAUUGAUCGCAAUUGGUGGCUCAAUUGGCACUGGACUCUUCGUCAGCAUCGGAUAUGGCCUCAUUGAAGGUGGUCCUGGUAGUCUCUUCAUCGCGUUCACCAUGUACUCCAUUUGGCUAGCUUCGGUGAACAACUGUAUGGCAGAGAUGGCUACUUUCAUGCCGGUUGCUGGUGGUUGGGUCCGUAUGGCUACUCACUGGGUAGACGAGGCGUUCGGUUUCAUGUUGGGAUGGAACUUCCUACUUUAUGAGCUCUGCCUAAUUCCUUUCGAAAUCUCUGCUUUGAAUUUAGUCGUUACCUUCUGGAGAGACGACGUGCCUAUAUGGGCAGUAUGCCUGGCCUGCACCGUGUUAUAUGGACUCUUGAACAUCUUUGCCGUCAAGUGGUAUGGUGAAGCAGAAUUCUGGUUGAGCAGUGGAAAAGUUUUGCUCAUUCUGAUCGUCUUUUGUUUCACAUUCAUAACUAUGGUUGGAGGUAAUCCCAAGCACGAUGCCUAUGGCUUCAGAUAUUGGCGCAACCCAGGGUCCUUCGCUGAGUAUGUCACUACUGGAUCUCUUGGACGAUUUCAAGGAUUCCUGGCUGCCCUCUUCCAAGCAGCCUUUACCAUCGUCGGUCCGGAAUAUCUUUCUAUGGUCGCUGGCGAAGCCGUAAACCCUCGUAAAACCAUCAAGAGUGCGUUCAAGACGACCUAUUGGCGAUACGGAAUUUUCUUCAUUGGUGGCGCCCUCUGCUGCGGCAUCGUCACACCCUACAAUGAUGCUGGUCUUAUCGAGAAGCUAAACGGCGAUGGAGCCGGCACAGGCGCUGCUUCUCCUUACGUUGUGGCCAUGAGCAAUCUGGGUAUCGAGGUGCUCCCACACAUCACUAAUGCUCUUCUGGUGACAUCGAUUUUCUCAGCUGGUAACUCGUAUGUGUACUGCUCUAUGCGAUCACUACAUGCUAUGUCGAUGGAAGGCCAUGCUCCGAAGAUCUUCCAAAAGUGCAACAAGAAUGGUGUGCCCGUUUAUGCAUUUGUGGUCCCGAUGCUCUUCUCUUUGAUUUCCUUCCUCUCAUUGAACUCUGGAAGUGCCAAAGUCAUCACAUGGCUAGCCAACCUAACACAGGCGUCCCAGAUGAUUAAUUAUUGUGGUAUGACAAUAGUCUACCUCUUCUUCUACAGAGCUUUGAAGGUCCAAGGAAUUUCUCGCACCAGCCUUCCCUAUAUCGGCUACUGGCAACCCUUCUGCGGUUGGUUCGGUCUCUGCACCAUGGUCUUCACUGUCAUCAUGUACGGCUACACAACCUUCCUGCCUGGCUGGUGGAAUACUGGAACCUUCUUCUCCUACUACACCAUGAUUUUUGUGGCCCUGAUCACGUAUACCGGCUGGAAGCUGAUCAAGAAGUCGAAGAUCAUCAGACCUGAAGAGGCUGAUUUGGUCUGGGAAAGACCAUUGAUUGAUGCUUACGAGGCAUCUCUCAUUGGUGAUCAGUCUACUGGAUUUUGGGAUGACUGUGUGAAGGACUUGGGUCUCAAAAAACGACGCAAGACUGACGAGUCGAUUGAGAUGAACAGCAUGACCUCAUGA
Messenger RNA from Aureobasidium subglaciale EXF-2481, 1689 nucleotides. RefSeq lists its product as uncharacterized. The transcript is spliced from 5 exons. Gene Ontology annotation, molecular function: amino acid transmembrane transporter activity. The record is from RefSeq and is a predicted model, not a curated record. NCBI's taxonomy places the organism in Eukaryota, Fungi, Ascomycota, Dothideomycetes, Dothideales, Saccotheciaceae. Gene Ontology annotation, cellular component: membrane. Gene Ontology annotation, biological process: amino acid transmembrane transport. Bases 1 to 1689 code for a protein of 562 amino acids.